Neoarthrinium moseri is the source of this 1710-nucleotide messenger RNA. RefSeq lists its product as uncharacterized. The record is from RefSeq and is a predicted model, not a curated record. The transcript has 2 exons. Bases 1 to 1710 code for a protein of 569 amino acids. NCBI's taxonomy places the organism in Eukaryota, Fungi, Ascomycota, Sordariomycetes, Amphisphaeriales, Apiosporaceae.
AUGUCUACAAUCAAAGGACACCAUCUCAAGACGGGAGAGACUCAUCGUAUGGGUUAUGCGGACCUUUCGAUACCAGAAUGCCCCGCAGGCUGUUGGCCUGAUCGUGAGCUGGUCGGGCGGGUAAUCAAUCGGCAAACAUCGAUUCCAGUCACGCACGCGGAGCCGGGGCACUUUGGUCAACAAUCGGCGGCAGAACGACUCUACACACAUGUACCCAUCAAACCCUGGCAGACCCGCCUACUACGCAUCAAACCGGGUCCAAACUCAGCGAAUCCUGUCGAAUGCCGACUGCUGGUUGCCGACAUUCUCCAUUGGGAUGGUAUGGGCAUCGAUGACGAUGAUGUGCUACAAGAGGUCUCUUACAUUGCCCUUUCCUAUGAAUGGGGCAGUCCAGACUUCUCAGAAUCAGUCAUCGUAAAUAACGUUACGUACCCAAUCACGGCCAACCUCUUCGGGGCUCUGAAAGCUCUCCAAUCGUUAACCGAUGCAACCUACUUGUGGGUCGAUGCCUUGUGUAUAAACCAACAUGACCAGAUCGAAAAAUCCAUACAAGUGCGUCGCAUGAAGAACAUCUACCAAAAGGCUAGCCGCGUGGUGGCAUGGAACCCGGACUGGGACGACGAUAGGACAGCAGUCCUCAGAACGGUCCUCAAAUGCGAUUUCGUCAACAGAACCCACAGCCAGGACUGUUUAACAUUUUGCCAACAGUUUCUUGAUGUAGCUAUGAGCGCACGGCUUUUCGAGCGGACUUGGGUCAGGCAAGAGAUGUUCGCUGCUCAAAACGUUCAUGUGCAAUACGGCACGCUAGUCUUUCAACACCGGGAGGUCUUGGAAAAGGUCCAGGAAAUUGAAAGUCAUACGCAAGCCGUCCGUAAAUGUUACCCAACACAGCUUCAUUGGCUACAGCAGCCCAGUCUCGCUGCCAAGUUGCUGUUCCAUGCUAGUGACUUGUUCGAGGACCCUUCGGCGCGCGAGCCUACGACAUUAACCGCGGCAUUGCUAAGCAACGGCUACUUCAAAGCAACAGACCCUCGCGAUCUAGUUAGAUCCAGUCGUCUGGGCGAGGCUGGCGCCGUAUGGCGGCCAAACCCACACUGGAACACGAAUGGUGUUCUCAAGCUGAAGGGGAUACGAAUGGCGGCCAUCGACGUGGCCAUUGAAGCUUCCGAGGGUUGGCGUCAAUACGAGGUAUAUUUUAGCGACGAGGAGUGCAAGACAACCCACUUUCGUCGAAUUUCACGAGCGAUCAACAGGUGGUUCGACGAGACUUUUGAGCCAUCCGACUCUCCAAUGGUCAACAGGAAAGCAACAAUCACUGCCCAGGGUUUACGAAUCCUUGAACUGUUCAAGAGAUAUCUCAAGGCAGAUAGUUUGGUAGUAUUUUUCACCUCCAUAGCUUUCGUUCACCCUAUCGUUUCGAGAGGCGACGAAAUCGUGUUGCUCCAAGGCUCACCUCUUCCGUUCCUGCUUCGCAAACACGGGAAUACCGAGUAUCAUCUUGUGUGUCCCACGACUCACUUCCCGACCUCCCCCAUUGAGAGCAUCAAACGCGACAGUGACGGUCUUUGGUCACGGUGGACUGACGAUCAGCUGCUCAUCAAGAAGGCACAAAACGUGAGUUAUACAAGCCCGGAACUUUCACAUCUCUGGAGCGAGGUUCUUGAGGACCCAGUAGUUACGUCUGAGUUGGAAGACUUUUCUUUGGUAUGA